GUCCGUGUAAAGAAGGGAAGAGAAAGGAGAGGUGUGGUGGAUACAGAACAAGACGAGGGAGGGGCUGCAGAGGAGAAGAACAAGAGGGAAGAGACAGAGUCAGUGAGCUGGGGAAUGUGGGACGAAAAGUUGCGAGAGACGGGAGAGCGAGUCGAGUGUGGAACGAUGUCAGGAAGAGGGGAACUUUGGGAGGGAGACAGGGGUGAUCUGGGGAAGAAGAUGAGUGAUACCAAGGUUGGCAGGGGAGGGGAGGGGGGAUCAAAGCAGAUGGAAAAACAAAGGGGGGGAGGAGGGAUAAACAAGAGACGACAGAUUCGUCAGAAAAUGGAAAAGUUGGAGAAGGAGCGAUUGAAAGAGAUGACGACAAACUUACCAGAUUCACACACUCCGC
Molecule: messenger RNA, 391 nt
Organism: Xyrichtys novacula (pearly razorfish)
Lineage: Eukaryota; Metazoa; Chordata; Actinopteri; Labriformes; Labridae
Source: the annotation of a GenBank genome assembly